Struthio camelus australis is the source of this 960-nucleotide messenger RNA. Its product is annotated as olfactory receptor 14A16. Gene Ontology annotation, cellular component: membrane. NCBI's taxonomy places the organism in Eukaryota, Metazoa, Chordata, Aves, Struthioniformes, Struthionidae. Gene Ontology annotation, biological process: G protein-coupled receptor signaling pathway. The record is from RefSeq and is a predicted model, not a curated record. Gene Ontology annotation, molecular function: G protein-coupled receptor activity; odorant binding; olfactory receptor activity.
AUGCCCAAUAGCAGCUCCCUCACCGAGUUCCUCCUCCUGGGGUUUACAGAAAUGCGAGCACUGCAGUUCUUGCACUUCUCGCUCUUCCUGGGCAUCUACCUGGCUGCCCUGCUUGGCAAUGGCCUCAUCAUCACAGCCAUAGCCUGCAACCACCACCUCCAUACCCCCAUGUACUUCUUCCUCCUCAAUCUCUCCCUCCUUGACCUUGGCUUUGUCUCCACCACUGUCCCCAAAUCCAUGGCCAAUUCCCUGUGGAACACCAGGGUCAUUUCCUACUCAGGAUGUGCUGCCCAGAUAUUUUUGUUUUUCUUCUUGAUUUCAGCUGAGUUUUCACUCCUCACAGUCAUGGCCUACGACCGUUUUGUUGCCAUCUGCCAACCCCUGCACUACGGGACUCUCAUGGGCAGCAGAGCUUGUGUUAAAAUGGCAGCAACUGCCUGGGCUAGUGGUUUUCUCAAUGCUUUGGUGCACACUGCCAAUACGUUUUCAAUACCACUCUGCCAAGGCAACACAGUGGACCAGUUUUUCUGUGAAGUUCCCAAGCUCCUCAAGCUCUCCUGCUCUGACUCUUACCUCAGGGAAGUUGGGCUUCUUGUGUUUAGUAUCUCUUUAUUCUUUGGGUGUUUUGUUUUCAUUGUGCUGUCCUAUGUGCAGAUCUUUGCAUCUGUGCUGAGGAUCCCCUCUGAGCAGGGCCGGCACAAAGCCUUUUCCACGUGCCUCCCUCACCUGGCCGUGGUCUCCCUGUUUGUCAGCACUGGUACAUUUGCCUACCUGAAGCCCCACUCCAUCUCCUCCCCUGCUCUAGAUCUGGUGCUCGCCGUUCUGUACUCAGUAGUGCCUCCAGCAGUGAACCCCCUCAUCUACAGCAUGAGGAACAGGGAGCUCAAGGAGGCAUUGAAGAAAGUGGUUCAGGUGGUAGUGAUUCAACAGGAUAAGCUACCUGUCUCUCUUCACAGCUGA